Messenger RNA from Brassica napus (rape), 2406 nucleotides. Its product is annotated as zinc finger BED domain-containing protein RICESLEEPER 2-like. Lineage: Eukaryota; Viridiplantae; Streptophyta; Magnoliopsida; Brassicales; Brassicaceae. The coding region runs from base 1 to 2406 and encodes 801 amino acids. The record is from RefSeq and is a predicted model, not a curated record. Gene Ontology annotation, molecular function: DNA binding; protein dimerization activity. The transcript is spliced from 8 exons.
AUGUCGGUUGCUGGAAAGAUGGAUGCAUCAUCGUCCAAGAUCCCACAAGACAAUGGAGCUGAGUCAUCUAAGAAAGGAAAUGAAGUUGGAUAUGAAGACCACCAAACUACUGAUAGGCAUGGGAAGAGGAAGGGAGCAGAAACCCCAUGUGAAGAAGCUUCUCAGGCGAAGAAGUUUAAAAAAGUUGUUGUGUCAAGGUCUGAUGUUUGGAACCACUACAGCAGAACAACGCAGAGCCGUGACAGGUGCAUUUGCCGCUACUGCCAAAAGGUGUUUUCAUGUGCAACCAAAUCAGGAACUUCCAAUCUCCAGAAGCACUUGCUCAUCUGCAAAGAGUACCAGGCGCACUUGAUUAGCAAAGGGAAGAAUCAAACUUCCAUUGAUGAUGAAGGGAGUUUGAAGCCAUCAAAAGUACCUGAGAAAGUUGUCAGAGAAGCGGCGAAUGAGUUAUUGGUCAAUCUUUACAAACCUCACUCAAGGCGAACUGCUACUGGAGACAUUGUGGAGAUGUUCCUGAAGAAGAAAGAGGCGUUGAAUAAAUGGUUGUACACUAGCCAACAAAGAGUUUCCCUCACCACUGACAUUUGGGUUUCUCAAGUGACAUGUGUAAGUUACAUGGUUGUAGCUGCACAUUUUGUUGACACAACUUGGGAGCUGAAGAAGAUCAUCCUUGGUUUCAAACUGGUCAUGGAUCAUAAAGACAAUGCUACUGCUAACACCUCUGCUCUUAGGCGUUUCCAUAAUGAAUUUAGAUCAGUCUCGCCUGAUGCUUUAGUCUUAGAUGGUAACUUUCUUCAUAUGAGGUGUUCUGCACACAUUAUCAACUUGAUAGCUAGGGAGGGUCUAUGUGAUUUAGGGGAAAAUGUGUUGGCAAUCCGCAAUGCAGUCCAGUAUGUCCAGUCUUCUACCAAUAGGCUAAACGCGUUUGACCAAAGAGUUAUUACUGGAAAGAUGACAAGAAGAAGUCUGCCGAUGGAUGUUAAGACUAGGUGGAAUUCAACCUUCCUCAUGUUAUCUAGAGCCUUGCAGUUCAAAGUGGCGUUUGAUAGGAUGGAAGCAGAGGACAAAUUGUACAAUGACUACUUUUUAGAAGUAGAAAAUGGUGUUAAGAGGUGUGGACCACCUGGUCUUAGUGACUGGAAUGCUGUGGAGAAGCUAAAGAGGUUCCUAGUCAUCUUUUAUAAUAGUACUUUAGUUGUCUCAGCUUCCUCAAAGGUGAAUUCCUACAAAUGCUAUGGUGAGAUAGUGACUGUUGAGAGGAAUCUCACAACACUGACCUGCAACUUGGACCCGUAUUUGAAGUUGAAAGUUGAAGACAUGUUGCAGAAGUUCUUGAAGUAUUGGGACGGCAUGAAGAAUGUGAACAAGAUGUUGAUUUUUGCAGCAAUCAUCAAUCCCAGGAAGAAGAUGACUUACCCAAACUUCUGCUUUGAGAAGCUGUAUGGAAAAGACUAUACAGAAGCCAAAGAAAUGAGUGAAUCUGUGCUUGAUCUCCUUACCAGUAUGUUCAAUGAGUAUGCUCGCCGAUUCAAAGGGGUUAGUACUGGAUAUUCUCAGUUGAAGCAGGCUGAAUCUGUUGUUGUUCAGGAGAGUCAGGAUCAUUUGGAUAGGCUAAAGCUGGUUGUUGAAGACUUUGGGUAUUUGAGAAUGGAUUCUGAGUACAAGAAUCUUGCUGUUGAUUCAGGAAAUGAGCCAAGGUAUGAGCUGGAGAUGUACCUAAGGGAACCUGUUGAGAAUCAGAAGCUUAUGAUGGGAUUUGAGUUCGACAUACUCGGUUGGUGGAAGGUCCACAGAAUCAAGUUUCCUGUGCUGGCAGAGAUGGCGAGGGAUUUACUUGCGAUGCAGGUUUCAUCAGUGGCUUCAGAAAGUGCUUUUAGCACAAGUGGUACAAUCUUGGAGCCAUAUAGAAGCUGUUUAACCCAUUACUUGAUCGAAGUUUUGAUGUGUAGUGAGCAGAUUUUAGAAGAAUUUGAGCAGCUAGACAAGCUUGAGAAAGAUUUGGUUCUUAGGAAAACAUCACGUGCACCUACUUAUUCCCAGAUGUUUGGCGACCAUGUUGGGACAUCUUAUUCCGGCCCAUCAUUUUCGGAGGUAGUUCCUGACUCACAGAUAUCUCAGAGAGUUUUUUGGACCCCUCCUCCUCAUGCACCUCAGAUACCGGCUCAGAUGCCUCCACCUCCUCCCCCAGCACCUGAGCCUGCCCUAGCAGCUGGAGUUCAUUCAGAUUUGUGUGUGCCUCCAUCUACACCAUACGCAGGAUAUAUAGUGGAGGAUCUUUUUGUCCAGCCUGGACGAGAGGAUUUAGAUAUUCUGGACCCCGAUCGACCGAAGGGUUUUGAGCCAUUAAUCGUGUCGGCCAGAGCGUUUCAGACACGAUCAAGGGAUAUUUCAUCGAAGCCCAUCUGA